AUGUUGGGCUUCAAGCUCACAUACAUACCAUCAGAGCUGGGUGGACUUAGACACUCACAGGUUCUAGGGUCUCAGCGACUCACAGGUCCCAGGGUCUCAGGGGCUCACAGGUCACAGGGUCUCAUGGACUCACAGGUCCCAGGGUCUCAUGGACUCACAGGUCCCAGGGUCUCACAGGUCCCAGGGUCUCACAGGUCCCAGGGUCUCAGGGAAUCACAGGCCCCAGGGUCUCACAGGCCCCAGGGUCUCACAGGUUCCAGGGUCUCAUGGACUCACAGGUCCCAGGGUCUCACAGGUCCCAGGGUCUCACAGGCCCCAGGGUCUCACAGGUCCCAGGGUCUCACAGGCCCCAGGGUCUCACAGGUUCCAGGGUCUCAUGGACUCACAGGUCCCAGGGUCUCACAGGUCCCAGGGUCUCACAGGUCCCAGGGUCUCACAGGUCCCAGGGUCUCACAGGUCCCAGGGUCUCACAGGCCCCAGGGUCUCACAGGCCCCAGGGUCUCACAGGUCCCAGGGUCUCACAGGCCCCAGGGUCUCACAGGUCCCAGGGUCUCACAGGCCCCAGGGUCUCACAGGCCCCAGGGUCUCACAGGCCCCAGGGUCUCACAGGUUCCAGGGUCUCAUGGACUCACAGGUCCCAGGGUCUCACAGGUCCCAGGGUCUCACAGGCCCCAGGGUCUCACAGGUCCCAGGGUCUCAUGGACUCACAGGUCCCAGGGUCUCAUGGACUCACAGGUCCCAGGGUCUCACAGGUCCCAGGGUCUCACAGGUCCCAGGGUCUCAUGGACUCACAGGUCCCAGGGUCUCAUGGACUCACAGGUCCCAGUGUCUCACAGGUCCCAGGGUCUCACAGGUCCCAGGGUCUCACAGGUCCCAGGGUCUCAUGGACUCACAGGUCCCAGGGUCUCACAGGCCCCAGGGUCUCACAGGUUCCAGGGUCUCAUGGACUCACAGGUCCCAGGGUCUCACAGGUCCCAGGGUCUCACAGGCCCCAGGGUCUCACAGGUCCCAGGGUCUCACAGGUCCCAGGGUCUCACAGGUCCCAGGGUCUCACAGCUCCCAGGGUCUCACAGGUUCCAGGGUCUCAUGGACUCACAGGUCCCAGGGUCUCAUGGACUCACAGGUCCCAGGGUCUCACAGGUCCCAGGGUCUCAUGGACUCACAGGCCCCAGGGUCUCAUGGACUCACAGGUCUCAGGGUCUCAUGGACUCACAGGUCCCAGGGACUCACAGGUUCCGGGGACUCAGGGACUAA
Molecule: messenger RNA, 1254 nt
Organism: Physella acuta
Lineage: Eukaryota; Metazoa; Mollusca; Gastropoda; Physidae
Product: collagen alpha-2(I) chain-like
Source: RefSeq, a predicted model, not a curated record